UGGGAACCCAUUUUUUUUUUCGACACUCCCCCUACAUGGAAUUUUCCAUGCGGCCCGGAAGUGGUCGCAUUCCACAGCCGACUUUGAACUGCUGUGCACAAGCUGUGGCGCCGGAAUGGCCACGACCGCGAAGUCAUCCGAAGGAUUAUUCCGGUCAAAUGAUGAGGCAAUUUGAGGGAUUCGGACUCCGUUUCAGCCACUGUUAUUUAAACCAGAGACCCAAUUCAUCAGUUGCAGGCGUCUGUUUAUCUGGUACCGUUGUCCCUGCUUGUCAAUUUCUCAAUAUAUUGAUUGGAUGCGUCGAUCUGUUAGCAAAGCAGCCAACUUUUCCAAUCCGACUAUGGCCGCAAAGCUUAUGCGCGCGGUGCAGUAUGACCGUUAUGGAGACGGGGCUGCAGCUUUGAAGCAAGUUGAAGUUCCUAUUCCCACUCCCAGUAGAGAUGAAAUCUUGCUAAAGGUAGAGGCGGUAAGCUUAAACCCAUUUGAUGGCCGGAUUCAGAAAGGCGUCGCCCGCCCUGUUCUUCCAGGCCGAUUUCCGUACACACCAGCAACUGAUGUAGCAGGGGAGGUAAUUGAGGUUGGUUCUGAUGUUAAAAAUUUCAAAGUGGGCAACAAAGUUCUCACAGUGUUCAGCUUUCGCAAUGGGGGCGGAUUAGCGGAGUAUGCAAUAGCUAAGGAGAACUCAGUAGUGGAAAGGCCACCUGAGGUAUCUGCUGCUGAAGCUGCUGGCCUACCAAUCGCAGGUCUGACUGCUUACCUGGCCCUCACUGAAGUGUCCGGAAUCAAGCUCGAUGGGAGCACCAUCACCCUCAAGAAGAACAUUCUUGUAACUGCUGCCUCAGGCGGAGUUGGUCACUACACUGUUCAACUUGCAAAGCUCGGGAAUGUACACGUCACUGCCACCUGUGGGACCCGCAACAUAGGAUUCGUGAAGAGCUUAGGUGCGGACGAGGUUCUUGACUACACGACCCCGGAUGGAGCAUCCCUCAAGAGUCCCUCAGGCGUGAAAUAUGACGUUGUCAUUCAUUGUACCACCGACAUCCCCUGGAGUACCUUUCAGUCUAACUUGAGUGCGAAUGGGAAGGUGAUACACCUAACUCCUAACCCCACCACCUUCUGCACAUUUGCCUUUCAAAAACUUACGUUCUCGAAGAAGCAAUUGGUGCCAUGGUUUUUGACCCCCAAGAGCGAAGACCUUGCACGUGUUGUUGGGUUGGUCAAAGAGGGGAAGCUUAAGACUACCAUUGAUUCGAGGCAUCCUUUAAGCAAAGCUGACAUUGGUUGGGCCAAGAUGAUGAGCGGACAUGCUACUGGGAAAAUCAUAGUGGAGCCAUAAUUACAAUGUGCAUAUAGUAUAUGUAUAUUAAGCUUGACAUGGUUUUGUUAUAAAAAAUAUGUGCAUUUGCAAUUAGUUUUAAACGAGUAGUUAAUGCUUUUACAUAUUGUACAUUGAUUUUUGUAUUAAAGUAUGAUUUUUGUUAGCAAUCUUCUUAUAUUGUACAUUGAUUUUUCUAGUGGUUUUAAACGAGUAGUUAAUGC
Cuscuta epithymum is the source of this 1539-nucleotide messenger RNA. The record is from the annotation of a GenBank genome assembly. Lineage: Eukaryota; Viridiplantae; Streptophyta; Magnoliopsida; Solanales; Convolvulaceae.